Messenger RNA from Colletotrichum truncatum, 1473 nucleotides. Its product is annotated as major facilitator superfamily transporter. Lineage: Eukaryota; Fungi; Ascomycota; Sordariomycetes; Glomerellales; Glomerellaceae. The record is from RefSeq and is a predicted model, not a curated record. Gene Ontology annotation, molecular function: transmembrane transporter activity. Gene Ontology annotation, biological process: transmembrane transport. Gene Ontology annotation, cellular component: membrane.
AUGGCCGUCCGCCAACACCAGUCCGAUGCCGACCCGGUCAAAGACCAAGAAGCCUGCACUAUCGAUCACGUCGACUAUAGAAAUGAUCUCAAAAACAGCAACACUGGACCGCAGCGUGAUAAGUUUGGGUCUAUGGCAAAAGUUGACCCUAAGGAGAUCGCCCUUGUGAAGAAGCUUGACAUGUAUCUCAUGCCAAUUCUCUGGAUAAUGUACUUUCUGAACUUCCUCGACCGCAACGCGAUUGUCAAUGGUAAGCUUAAUCAUCUUGACAAAGAUCUGGAUAUGGUUGGCUCUCAAUACAACACUUGCGUCAGCAUCUUCUUCGUCGGAUAUAUCACCGGCCAAAUUCCAUCAAACAUGUUGGUAACCCGUGUGAAGCCGGCUUGGUACAUGUCCGGGUGGAUGAUGGCUUGGGCUAUUGUAUCAACACUCAUUUGCAUUGUCAAGGACUAUCAUGGGAUGCUUGCUUGCAGGUUGAUCCUAGGUAUCACAGAGGCCCCUUUUUACUCGGGUGCCUGCUAUAUGGUCAGUCUUUUCUACACGCGGAAAGAAACCGCAACUAGGUUAGCGGUAUUCUAUACGGGCAAUCUCCUAGCCAGCGCUUUCUCAGGCUUGAUUGCAGCUGGAGUGUUUGCUGGCUUGGAUGGAAAGCAUGGCCUUGCUGGUUGGAGAUGGCUCUUCUUAAUUCAGGGCGUAGUCACCGUGGGAAUUGCCGUUGUAGCAUUCUUCAUGCUUCCUAAUGCGCCUCUUGAGACUAUAUGGCUCACACCAGAGCAACGCCAGCUAGCACACGAUCGUGUUGCAAGAGACACAACAGAGAAGCGCCAGGCUACCAGUACUUGGGCCGGCUUAUGGGAGGCAGCAUCUGACCACCGCACCUGGGUUUUUGCCCUCAUGGGGAACCUUCAUUUGUCGGCCAACGGCUUCAAGAAUUACAUGCCAACAGCUGUUCAAUCCCUUGGCUUCAACACCACCAUCACUUUGGUUCUGACAUGCCCGCCGUAUCUGGUGGCCGGUGUUGCUUCCGUGUUGGUGUCUUGGUCUUCUGGUCGGUUCAACGAGCGAACAUGGCAUAUAACAGCCUCAAAAACAGUAGCCAGCAUCGGAUUCGCAGUUGCCACCAGCACAAUGAAUAUUGGUGCGCGUUACUUUGCCAUGGUUCUGUUCGUCGGAGCCACCUACGGUGUGAACAACAUCAAUGUUGCUUGGACUGCUGCCACUGUCGGCCAAACAGAUGAAAAGAAGGCAGCCGCUAUAGCCCUGGUUAACACCCUUGGCAACUUGUCAUUCGUUUACACUCCGUACCUUUGGCCCGAUAGUGACAGUCCAUUGUUUCGGAGAGCGAUGAUUGCGAGCAUCGCCUUCUCGAUGGGUGUUGUCAUGACAGCAUGGGCGAUGAAAUUUAUCCUGAUACGGAUGAAUCGGAAGAUCAGAACUGCGCAGGAGGAAGCGACAAACUUUUACGCAUACUAA